Messenger RNA from Biomphalaria glabrata, 967 nucleotides. RefSeq lists its product as uncharacterized. Bases 160 to 909 code for a protein of 249 amino acids. Lineage: Eukaryota; Metazoa; Mollusca; Gastropoda; Planorbidae. The transcript has 4 exons. The record is from RefSeq and is a predicted model, not a curated record.
GAUCGUUGUCAACUCUAAAGUCAAACCAAUGGAUAUUCGUAUUAUGAUUUCAUAUAGUUAGUUCCAUGCAUACAAUGACUGUGUUCCAAUACUAGAGAUCUAUUGAAACAAAUUGCUUUAUUAUUUACAAGUUAAAGACUACAAGUUUGCAAGAGGAAAAUGAUGACUUCUUUGUUGAUUGUUCUAUGCUACUGUCUUCUUUGUACAGCUCAAAAUAUCUACAGAAAUACUCAAAGCAAAAGCCCAUUUCAAGCUCCGGCUGUAGACGAAACUCGUUGGAAGCAGCCCGAGGAAAAAGAAACUGUUGAUACUACUGUUGUACCAAGUGUUCCUCCUGUUACCAAACAAGAAACAGUUGCCUUGGUCAAAGAUCGCAGUCCUUUUAGUCCACCAGUGAAAUCCGAGUGGCACAAAACAGAUGACUUAAAGCCUGGAGUGUCGCAGCCAUCAGCAUGGCUGUCUUCCUUACAAGCUCGCCAGUCCCAUAACACAGACUUGAUACCUGCUAUUUCAAACAUUGAUUUAAAUCAAGAACAUCACAAAGCCAAACUUCACAUCAAUUUAAAAAACGAGGAAACCAAAAGACCAAAAGCUCGAUCAAAACGACCAAAAAUAAGUGUGUACCAGCACAGGGACAUGCACGACACUGUACCUGGUGUAACUCCGUGGACAAGAUACACUGACAAACCUAAAGUCUCAGAAGAAAAUACUUGGUCAAGAGGACAAGUUAAUGCCCAGUGUGGUUAUCAAAGUUAUUCACCCAGAACACAAAUCUGUUGUCAAGGACAAGUAUUACGAAGACAAGGUAUUCAGCCAUCUUGUUGCGGAACUCAAACCUAUGAUAAUGUCUUCAAUAAAUGUUGCAAUGGAAUAGUAUCGUUCAAGUCAGCACAAGAUCAGAAUUGCUAAUCAGAAAAAUUAAAUAAUAUUUAAUUUGAAACAAGUUGUAUUAAAACAUCUAUGUCAU